UGUACUCCGACUGCCAAACUCAGCUAACCUAAUUCAGUCUGUUCAAAAGGAGCUAUAUAGGGCCACUGAUUAAGUCUUUUCAUAUAGUUGUUGACAGUGAGAGAGUCAUUUGGCAUCGGGUUUUCUAGUUUCUGGCCAGUGGAAAUUAAACUCCACAAGUUCACAUAUUCUCCUCUUUUUCUGUGUGUCAAUUCUACUAAAACAAUGCUCAAGAUGAAGCAUUCCCAUAUUUCACUACCCGCAUUCUAUGUAUUUUUACUCAUUUUAUUUCUUUGCGCCCAAGCCAGACAUCAUUCCCAUUCUAAACACAGGUGCUCACAUUCUCACAAGUCAUCUGAAAUUUCUCUACCUCCUGCUUCAUCACCCUCCCCUUCUACACCCCCAUACGAUGCCUCUGGUUUUUCUGAUGUGCGAACAUUUGGGGCCAUUGGAGAUGGGAUAUCAGACGACACAGAGGCCUUCAAGAUGGCUUGGGACACAGCCUGCCAGAGUGAUCAGGAAGUAAAUGUCAUCCUCGUUCCCAGUGGCUUCUCCUUCAUGAUUCAAUCUACUAUAUUCACAGGUCCUUGUAAAGGUGACAUGGUACUCAAGGUUGAUGGCUCCGUUAUGCCACCGGAUGGGCCAGACUCAUGGCCAAAGAACAACAGUAAACGCCAAUGGCUAGUGUUUUACAGAAUUGACGGCAUGUCACUGGAAGGAGGCGGUUUAAUUGAUGGCAGGGGACAAAAAUGGUGGGACCUUCCCUGUAAGCCUCGCAAGGGACCUCAUGGGUCAACAUUGCCUGGACCUUGUGAUAGCCCAAUUGCAAUAAGGUUUUUCAUGAGUUCCAACUUAACUGUGCAAGGACUCAGGAUCAAGGAUAGCCCCCAGUUCCAUUUCAGGUUUGAUGGCUGCAAACACGUCCACGUAGAAUCAAUCUAUAUAACAGCUCCAGCACUAAGUCCCAAUACUGACGGAAUUCACAUAGAGAAUACCAACGACGUCAAGAUUUACAACUCUGUUGUUUCGAAUGGUGAUGACUGUGUGUCCAUAGGGUCCGGUAGCUAUGAUGUUGAUAUAAAGAACAUUACAUGUGGGCCCGGUCAUGGCAUUAGCAUUGGUAGUCUGGGGAAUCAUAAUUCCAAAGCCUGUGUUUCAAACAUAACAGUAAGAGACUCGGUGAUAAAAGUGACAGCUAAUGGGGUCAGAAUAAAGACAUGGCAAGGCGGAUCAGGAUCAGUAUCAGGAGUAACCUUCAGCAAUAUUCACAUGGACAGAGUGAGAAACCCCAUCAUAAUAGACCAGUUCUACUGCCUCACUAAGGACUGCACCAACCAAAGCUCAGCAGUGUUAGUAUCGAACAUAUUUUAUACAAACAUAAAAGGAACCUAUGACAUAAGGAGCCCACCUAUGCACUUUGCCUGCAGUGAUUCUGUCCCAUGUACCAACUUAACGCUCUCAGACAUUGAGCUUCUUCCUGCUCAGGGAGAUGUGGUUCUGGAUCCUUACUGUUGGAAUGCUUAUGGAGAUCUGCAAACACUAACCAUUCCACCAAUGUCUUGCCUGCAGGAGGGAAUUCCCCAGUCCGUGCAAGGCAAUGACAUAGGUCAUUGCUAAGUCCAAUAAUUCAGCUAGGCAUAUCCCACAAAGAAAAUGUGUGUUUGAUGCUGUACAUAAUAAUUUACUACUAGGGAAGUAAUCCAGGGAUUCAUAAUGUAGCAUCAUCGUGAAGCUUGUGUUGUGAUUGUUGAGGAGGAUUUGCGUUUUAGAUGCUCCUCCCUAAUUGUGAAUUGUGUAUCCCACCCUUACCCAGGUUUGAAAUGGAACUUAUAAUUUGGGCUUGUUCAUAA
Messenger RNA from Prosopis cineraria, 1829 nucleotides. RefSeq names its product polygalacturonase At1g48100. Bases 205 to 1596 code for a protein of 463 amino acids. NCBI's taxonomy places the organism in Eukaryota, Viridiplantae, Streptophyta, Magnoliopsida, Fabales, Fabaceae. Gene Ontology annotation, molecular function: polygalacturonase activity. Gene Ontology annotation, biological process: carbohydrate metabolic process. The record is from RefSeq and is a predicted model, not a curated record. The transcript is spliced from 6 exons.